GUCAUCACUAAUUUACUAUCGCUCGUGAGAUUCGCCAGGUUGAAAAUUUUUCGUCGUACUCUCGGAACAACAAAGGCCGAAAAUCCGAUACGUUUCAGAGAGUCUGAUUCGAGUUCGGUCAGAUUUAAGCAAGCACAAAGCAAGCACACAGAAAAGCAAGCCACCAGACCUGCUCCUGAACCGAAACCGAUACACCGAUCCCGAUCUUGAAUCCCAACGAGCCACCACGGAUGCAAACGUAACGCCAGCCAGCUAAGGAGCCUACCAAGGAGAAGGAUCCCCCGCAUUGGAUAACGCAAACAAUUUCGAAUUGCAGAUCAUCACUACCCCCGAGCUACAACCGCAACCGCAUCCGUCUCCGAAGCCGAGCAAUGUCGUCAUCCCGCUUGCCCCACCACCAGCAAGACCAGUCGGAUCACCAUUAUCGGCGCGGCGGACGCGGCCAGCAGCGCGGCUACUACGAUCGCGGUUCCUCCGGAUCCUCCAGUGGCUACAGGCGGGAUAGGGAUAGAGACCGCGAGCGGGAGCGAGACCGAGACCGCAGCCGCUCCUUGGAGCGUCGCCGCUACAGUCGCUCCUACUCCCGUAGCGUCAGUCAAAGUCGCAGCCGAUCACGUUCCCCCUCUGUGGAGCGUUCCAACCAUAGGCGUCGCCGUCAAGAGCAGCGUCACCCAAGCCGUUAUCACAAGGAACGGGAUCGUUCCCGGGAUCGCGAUCGCGACCAUUCCAGACGUGAAAGCAGCCACUACCGACGCUCGGAGUCGCCCACUAACGGUUCCGGACCCAGCAGCAGCACAAAUAAUCACAGCCAGCGGAAAGGUCCAAAUUCAAGCACAGGCUCUGAACAAUCCGAGCAAGGCGCUCCUCCGAAGGCAACCGUAGCCCCGGAACAGGGUCAGCCAAGCGGAAAGGCCAAUACGGUGGGCGCCUACUACAAUCUGGACGCCGAUGAGCCAAUCGAUAAGGAGCGCAUACACCGCGAAAUGGAACAAAAGCUGCGCGAAGCACUGGCCAGAGAAGGAAAGGUCUAUCCGCCGCCUAAGCCUGAGCCGCCCUCCCAUCCGGUCUUCGCCAAUGACGGUUCCUUUAUGGAGCUCUUCAAGAAAAUGCAACAGGAACAGCAGCAGCACCCAGUGGUUGAUCGCCAAAUGGCGUCCGCCUCCACGUCGCUCGCCGUCGCUGCCGGGCGGGAGCAGAUCAUGCAGCAGCACCAACAGCCCCAGUUCAAUCCACCAGAAGCCGCCUCGGUCGUGGCCCCGCUACCGGCGAUUGCAGCCGGAGCGGCCAGCAGUAGUGCUGCUCCGUACAUCGCAGCUGCAGCUGCCGGAAAGUUGGCCCCGCCGCCGCCGCUCGUGGGACGACGUCGCGGCGGCAAGAUCCUGAAGACGGGCGUGGUGGCCAAAGUGAAAACUCCGAACGAAAGUGAUGUGGACCCGAAGGACUUCUGGUCGCUCUACCUGGCGGAGGUGAACAAGUACAAGAGCAACGCAUGUGACACGGAUAACGGAAAGCGGCCGCUGGUCAAGUAGUGGCUUCUGAGUGGCAGGGCACCCUCUGGCAGUUCCCCGUAGAAAUCUGACUUGAACGCCGGCAGAAAAACAAACGUUAACUUUUCACCACACCGAUCGCAGAAAAUGUGUUCUAGUAAUCAAUUAAACUCAAAACUCCUUCCCCGAAAGACUCCCUCCCGAACACUUAUUCGUCCUCCGAGCUCCCCCAACCUCCGAGGACUACCAGGAUUGUAGAUUGUAGACUUAGCGGGCUUUUUAUCAUUUUUUUUUAGUUCAGUUUAGUUAGUUUACUUAACUAAGCGACGAAAAAUUGUAUUGUGAGUUUCCGGUACACACAGACACGAUUAUGAAGUGCAAGUCGGGGGACCGCAGGACCCAAGCCCCGAGACACCAGACACAUAUUUUAAACAAAUAACUGUAGCAUAGAUUGUAAGCCAUUAAACUAGACUUGUACACCACUAUGUAUCGCUAUAUAUACCAUGAUAUAUACCGCUCAUCCGGCAUUGAGAAAUGUGAAAAAGA
Messenger RNA from Drosophila bipectinata, 2033 nucleotides. RefSeq names its product pre-mRNA-splicing factor 38B. The record is from RefSeq and is a predicted model, not a curated record. Gene Ontology annotation, molecular function: 5'-3' exonuclease activity; 3'-5' exonuclease activity. Lineage: Eukaryota; Metazoa; Arthropoda; Insecta; Diptera; Drosophilidae.